This is a messenger RNA of Zophobas morio, 2104 nucleotides long. RefSeq lists its product as uncharacterized. Bases 1 to 1194 code for a protein of 397 amino acids. The record is from RefSeq and is a predicted model, not a curated record. The transcript has 9 exons. NCBI's taxonomy places the organism in Eukaryota, Metazoa, Arthropoda, Insecta, Coleoptera, Tenebrionidae.
AUGACCUGUCCUGUUGAUUCGCCAAAGGCUCAUGCGUCGAAGACGAAUUCAGGAUUGAUGGUCGUGCCGAUGAUUCUCCUCGAUAGACACAUACCUAUAAACGAAGAAGCGAUAGAUGAUGAUACAUUCUCAAAAAUUAACACAGAUUCACAAGAUUUCAAAGAACUGAUUGCAAAGUAUGGGGACAGAAUUAAAUUUAAAGAAGGUUUUAGACAGUUGUACAAUAGAAUUGACGAAGAAAAUGUAAUAACAGAUAAUAACUGCUUAGAAACAAUAGUAGUUAAGACAAAUGAUGCUCCUAGUGAUACUUCAGUUUACAAAGAGACACAAGAACCCAUUCCCAGCACUAGUAAAGGCACGUGCUCUACAGUUUAUAGAGUGGAUGAUAAUUUACCUUUAGAUAUUGUACCGGUACCGUAUAAACGGUGUGAUUCGUUUUUGGAAAAACUUCCAAAUCUGGAAGUGACAUACGAGCUUGAUUUGAAAAAAUUUUUGCAAAAUUCUAUAAAAGGUCGUAAUAUAUUGGCCCAGAAAAACCAUUUAACACCGCAAUUAAGAGAUGAUCUCGUUGCAUUAUUAAUCGAUCACGAUUUACUACAAGACAUUAAUUCCUAUAUUCCGACCAGAAAACUUUUACAAUUAGCCCGUCUCAUAAAGCAAGAAUUCCCGAACGAAGAUAUUUCCACAUACUAUAUACCGUAUGUUAGACAAAACAAAAAAACUGUCCAGUGUAUGAGGGGUAAAUUAGUUGAUCGUUACCAUAAUCAAAGAAAGAAGUUGAAAAAAUCUGGCGUUCUCACCACUGCGUGUCCAUCAUCAAGCCUUGAAGUUCAUGAAACUGUAGAAAUAGCGAGUAGUCAAGAUUACGAGGAUGACGUGGAAGACUUUUGUUGUUGGUUAAGGUAUAAUACAGAACCUUGGCCAGAAGUUUUGGCUAAAUGGAAGGCCACUACAUGUGUAAGAAUUCCCCGCUAUAACCAGAAUACAACCACAACUAUCCAAGAAUAUUUUCAAGAAUAUAAAAUUUUAGAAAAGUCCUUAGGUUAUCAAUUACUGGAAAUUGAUUUCAAUUAUCUUUAUCCCAAAAAAUCAGAAAUAUUUUUUGCCGAAAUACAUAAAAAAAAAACAUAUUAUAUUACGAUUGGCCCAAUACCGAGGCGUACUGACUCAACAUUUUCCGGAUCAAAACAUUAAUAUUUUGAAUGAAGACGCCACUGCUGUUCUAAGUUUAUUAACACUACCGUAUCUAAUGCCAGUAGUGAUUGUUACGACAAAUAAAAAGAAAUGGAAACCGUCUAAAGUUGAAGUAGCGAACAGUUUCAUUACUUACGUGAAAACCAGUGAAGAGAUGCAAUUGAUGUUGGAACGAAGACAUCGAAAAUAUGCGGAAACCAAACAAUUAUGCCAACCUCUAAUAACAAUUGUUGGACCAGAUUUGAACAACCUGAAGGGCUAUAUUUCCAUCGAUAACUGUACAUAUCCUUUUGAAUCGGCCUUGAAAAGUGUAAACACUUGUUUUAAAAUAAUUCAUGCAAUUGUUGCAGAAUAUCCACCUGAAUGUUCUCAUGUUUGGCAGUUAAUACAAAUUUACAUCUAUGAUUUAAAGACAGAGUGGGACAAAAAGUCUUCAAUUGUUUCUGCUCUGAUAUCUGAUUUGUGUAAUGAAUCUGAGAGUGAGAAGUAAUAUUUAAAAAUAAUGAAUUGUUGUCACAAAUUUUCAAGUUCAAAAAAAAAUUUAUUAUUGCAUAUGAAAUAUAGACAUUCCUAUGAUGGUAAAUAUAUUCGCUGCAUUUCGUAUUCGUGUCAAAAAGAAUUUAGUUCAUACAACUCUUUUUACAAACAUCUUUCGAAUUUUCACAGAAAAAACUUUCUGAAUACUCAGUGGUUGUCUAACAACGUUACAGGUCAGUGUAGUAGUCCAGAUACAAAUUUUACACUACCUUUAUUCCAUACAGCUCCCAAUAGUGUUGUUUCAAAAACAACAGUUUCUGAUUAUUGUGAACCUUUUAGUAACAGAUUAUAUAAUGACAUAAUUGCAAAUAAGGAAAAUCAAAUUGAGAGUAGUAUUGCGCUUUUUAUUUCUCACUUAUAUAAAAGUAACUCA